AUGCUAACUAUCUUAAAGCAUAUUGAAAAGGACUUGUCGAACACUGACAUAUGCUUUUGGAGUCAGGCUUCAGAUCCUGUACUUGCCCAUGACCCUUUCUCAACGUUGAUGUGGGUUCUGUUUUGUCUACCAUAUCCAUUUUUGUCAUGUGAAGAAUCUUUGUUAUCCCUUGUGCAUCUUUUCUAUAUCGUAGCUGUAACCCAGGCUAUAAUUUUGUAUUAUGAGAAAUCUCAGGAUAAAUCAUCAAGCAAGUCAAGUUUUUCAGAUUGCCUGAUUACUGACAUAUAUAAAGUUAUGGGUGAAUCUGGAUGUGCUCUGCAGUAUUUUGUGUCAAACUAUUUUGACCCUGGUGUUGAUAUUAAAGAUGCGAUUCGGAAGUUUACUUUCCCUUAUUUGCGAAGAUGUGCAUUGUUGUGGAAAUUACUCUAUUCUUCUAUCCCAGCACCAUUCUGUGAUGGGGAAUAUAUGUUGGAUAGAUCGUGGAAUGUCCUGAAUGACACCAUGGACAGGGCCAAUAUUGACAUGUUUGAGGUCACAAAAAUUCAAGAGCUUGAGAAUAUGUUUAAAAUUCCCCCUCUUGAUGCGGUUCUAAAGGAUGAACUUUCAAGAUCUUCAGUCUCUAUUUGGUGUCGUCAUUUUUGCAAGGAAAUUGAAUUGCAGGGAAUUCAACGUCAUAUGCAUAUAACACCUGCAGUUCCAUUUGAAUUGAUGAGAUUGCCAAAUGUUUAUCAGGAUCUUUUGCAGAGGUGUAUCAAACAGCGCUGCCCGGAAUGCAAAACACUUCUUGAUGAGCCUGCAUUGUGCCUACUGUGUGGUAAAUUGUGCUCCCCUAGUUGGAAACCAUGCUGCAG
Gastrolobium bilobum is the source of this 851-nucleotide messenger RNA. RefSeq names its product E3 ubiquitin-protein ligase PRT6-like. Gene Ontology annotation, cellular component: cytoplasm; ubiquitin ligase complex. Gene Ontology annotation, biological process: protein ubiquitination; ubiquitin-dependent protein catabolic process via the N-end rule pathway. The transcript is spliced from 3 exons. The annotation marks the transcript as partial. Lineage: Eukaryota; Viridiplantae; Streptophyta; Magnoliopsida; Fabales; Fabaceae. Gene Ontology annotation, molecular function: ubiquitin protein ligase activity. The record is from RefSeq and is a predicted model, not a curated record.